CUCGAGGGUCCUGCAGAUCCACUGAUCUAACACCAGCCUGCUCCUCGAGGGUCCUGCAGAUCAGGACACAAAGCCUCCAGGGGGUCAUGUCGGGGGGCAGCGGUACGAACAACAACUGGACCAUUCUCACCUCUGAGGAAACUGUUGCUGAGACCCUGAGGCCCUUUGCAGCAGGGACAACAGAGCAGCAUGAUGAAGGCCAAACAUCUGCAACAGAACCAGGUUCUGGAGAGUCCAACCAGCCUGCGAGGAGUGCAGAGUCUGCAGAGGGGCUCUCUGUGGGAGAAGAUCCAGAGUCAGAACAAAAAGCAGCCCAACACAGAGCCCAGCUCAGCUCACACUCUUCUCCUCCAUCUUUGGACCAGGCGGAGGAAGUCGGGCCGACGAAGGGCCAAGCUGAGGGACCGGCACGGCCCGGCUCGGACCCCGAUCCGUCCUCUGACUCCUACACCAUCCUGACUCCUCCUGGACCAGCUGAGCUCACACGGGCAGAAGGUGAAGAAACUCUGCAGGAGCAUCAGCUGCAGGGGGCGGAGUCAGAGCUGCAGGGGGCGGAGUCAGAGCAACAGACAGCCGACGCAGAGCUCAACGAGGAGACGGAGGAGAGAGGAGAGCCAGAGCAGAGGAGGAGGAAGUCUCUCCUCGCAGCUCUGGAGCAGAUUGGAAGAAGGGAAGAGGAAGAUGAGGAGGAGGAGGAAGAGUUCCAGGUUCCCCAGCAGGAGAACAACAACAUGUUCUCUCUAAACAAGUGCAUCCUGGGAGUGGUCCUCCUCUUAGCGUUUGGCACCAUCUUCUUCUCAGGUGUCUUCAUGGACCUACAUGAGGAAAGUGACCAUUCUACAAACGACCUGAGAGACACAGAAGCAGCAGGAAACCAGAGCCCUGAGGUUCCUCCUCACGUCGGAGACCACAGCUCGCAGCUCCUGAAGAAGUUGGCCGAAGGAAACGAGCAGAUUUCUGCGCUGCAAGCCCAGCUUCAGGCACAGAACGAGGAGCUAAAAGUAGCAAAGGAGCAGGCAGCCAAGGGAGUAAAAGAGCGUCUGCUCUGGGAGGAGGUGGAGAAGGAAAACAGUAGGAUGAAGGCAGAGAUGACGUCUCUCCCUGUCCUUCAAAAAGAGAACGACAGGAUGAAGAGAGAGCUGGAGUCUGUCCCGGCCCUACAGAGAGAAGUAGAAACCCUGAGGUCCACUGUGUCAAAAUUAAAACUCUCCUCAGCAGCUGCUCAGACUCAAGCAGACGUGAGUCUCUCCUCGUCGCCCCCUGCUGGACAACCAGAGGACAGCAGCCAGGACGCAGCUGGGACAACACAACAACAACACACCGGGAAGCUUUGGGACAACAGCAAGGAUCUUAAGAGACAUAAAUACGAAACAGGUGACAAGAAACAGCCUAAAGAGCUAGAAAAGUCUGCGAGGAAAGGAGGAGAAGAAAAGGAGUUUAAAAAAGAGUGGAAGAAGGAAAAACAUGAGGAAGAAAAGGCAGGUAAGCACAAAAAGCAGAGUGGUGAGAUGAAGGAGGGAAAGAGGGAGAAAUCCAGAGGUGAUGAUGGAAAAUAUCGGAAGGAUAAGGAAGAGAGAGGCUGGAAGAAGGGGAAACACGAGGAUGUAAAUGAAGAAUGGAAAGGUGAGGAGGAGAAAAAGGACCGAGAGGAUGAGAAGAAAGACAAGGAGGCGUGGAAGAAAGUGAAAGAUGGCAGCAAAGAGAAGUGGGAAAGGAAAGCUUGGAAGGAGACAGGAGAAAAAGAGUGGAGGGAUAGAGAGCAGGGUAAAGAAGGGAAGGGAAAGGAUGGAAGGAAGCAGGAUGGCAUUAAUGACAAGGAAAAAAGGAAGCAGUGGAACGACAAGGAGAGGAAGAGUAAGGAUGAAAAGCAGGAUGAAAAAAGGAGGAAAGGCGAGAAGCUGGAUGAGAGGAAAAGAGGACAAAAAGAGAAAAAAACUAAAGACUGGAAAAAAGACCAGUCGCACCCCCUGAAACCCAGAGAGGAGCACCUGUACGGCCAACAGACCCCGCCCCACUCGCACCACAGACCCUCUGUGGCCCAGCCCGAGUACUGGCUCCAGCAGAGGCUCCGCCUCCGCCGCCGUCCCAGACCCCCGCAGCGCUGCGACUCUCCGGAGAGCUGCGCUCUGACGCAGCGCCUGCUGCCCGUCACCUUACCUGAGUUCCAGGCCGUCCUCCAGUCCUACCUGAGCAGGGCCCAGCAGGCCGGCGUGGACCGGGCCAGAACCGAGGAGCUCCGAAAGCUUGCUGCCGAGUUCUUCCAGGAUGGCGUGUUCGUGCACGAGCAGAUGAGCUUUCAGGACUUCGUGGAGGAUGUGGCAGACAUGUUGGAGGACCUGGUGGAGGAGGAGGAGCAGGAGGAGGAGCAGGAGGAGGACAGCGCGUUAGAGGACGAGAUGGAAGAGUUUGAAAAAGAAGUGAUGAUGAAGUUUUCAGCACCGGGAGGUGGAGAGAAAGAGAGAGUCAAAGAGGAGUGGAGGAAGAAGAGCCGACAGGAGCGUGGCUGAAACAUGGAUCCGUCUGAAGCAGAGAAGAGGCCAGAAACAUGGUGGAACUCCUGCUUUUCACCAGAAACCUACACGUUUCCCACAAGCUGUUCUUCUGUUUGGUUUUUGUUUUUCUCCAUGUUUUAUUCUGCUCCACUUCCGUCUGUCGUCUUUUUAAAGUUUACUCACCGACCUGAGUGUGAUCACACAGAACGAGCCUGGACCUGCACUGAGACUACCUUCAGUCCAGACCGGUGAUCAGAACCACCACCUCACAGAGAGAAGACUGGAGGGGGAGGAGCCUAAACAACAUGGAUGGAUGUGGAGUCCAGGAAAAACUGUCUCCUGACUAUUAGUAUUAUUAAUUAUUAUUAUUAUUAUUAAAUUCUUCCUAGCUGCAGCUGAUUUGAAUAUCUUGUGUAAAAAGAUGAAAGCUGCUUCAGAUGUUUUCAGUCUAAACUCCACCUGUUCAAACGCCUCCAGUUUUUCCUCUGAACUGAUUAAUUACUGAUAAUUAACAUUUAUCUUUAGCAGCUCGUUAACAAGCCUUUCUGUUCUGAAGCUGUUGACACGAGACAUGUUUGCAUGAGAAAGCUUGAAUAUUUAACUUGUUAAAGGGUAUUUGUUGGGCACAUGUUGAGCAUGUUUAUUUAUUUUCAGGUACAGAAAUUGUCGCGCACUAAAAUGUCUCGUUUGACUUGGACUGUAACUUUUGUUUUUGUUGUUUAGGUUGAUGUUGUUCCUUUUUAAGUUGUGUUCAAAUUUGUUUUUUCUCUGCUGACGUGAGUUAUGAUGUUUGGUCAGUUCAGAGCAGACUGUAGUGUUUUUUUAUUUUUUGUAGUGUUCUAAGCUUCUGUUACUGCUGCAGGCUAAUAUAAUAAACCCUUUUGGUGGAAUAGAAGAGAAACUUUGUCUUGUUUGAACUUAAAGAAACAUUAAUCUGGUCCCUGUCAGCAGCUGAUCUGUUCAACAAUAAUGGAGCAUUUUUUUAAUGAAAUGAAACGAAUAAAUGAACUUAUUUCAUUUUAAAACCUCA
Molecule: messenger RNA, 3522 nt
Organism: Austrofundulus limnaeus
Lineage: Eukaryota; Metazoa; Chordata; Actinopteri; Cyprinodontiformes; Rivulidae
Gene: pbxip1b
Product: pre-B-cell leukemia homeobox interacting protein 1b
Cellular component (GO): membrane
Source: RefSeq, a predicted model, not a curated record